AUGCUUUCCGCUGUAUCCAUAUUUCUCUCUGUAUUUCAACUAAUAAAUGCUAGCCCUGCUAUAUUCAGUGUCUACGAUGAUCUACUAGCAUUCCCCAAGUAUGAGAUAGUUAUCUCUGAGACAUAUAUCUCGAAUACAGAAGCCUCUGCGCUUCUCUCCAAGACAUCACCACUAACUCUACCCCAAUCUUCUAAACCAUCCGAGUCUACCACAUCUUUCUCGGACCAGACCGACGAGCCCAAAUCUACCAACUCCGACUUGCAUGUGAGCCAUGAACUCAUAUAUUUUCACCAGGAGCCCUAUCUUUGCAAAAUUCCCCUGCUAGAGACCCCUAUGCGCAAUGAAACUUUAGAGCAGGAAACUCGAGCCGCUGAGCGUCAGGAGUUGGCUAGGGCUACGGUUCGAGGCUGGGAACUCCUUCAAGAGCUUGAAGACGAAUGCCUCUAUUUUAUUUCAGGAUGGUGGAGCUACAGCUUUUGUCAUAAUUCUGAAGUUACCCAAUUCCAUCAAUUGGCCCCUCAGCCCGGUAAAAUAGGUCCACCUAAGCGGGACCCAAGUACAAAGCAAUUCGUACUUGGCAGAGUCACGACGCAGGAUAAUGAUCGGGCAAUAUCAUGGAAGAAGAGUAAUCGGAAUGCUGAGAUGAAUACACGAAAGUCGACGCCUAGAAUGGAGUUGCAAGCCAAGGGGGGCACAAGGUACCUUGUCCAGAGACUAGAAGGUGGGACAAUUUGUGAUCUAACCGGUAAACCUCGAAAGAUUGAAGUUCAAUUCCACUGCAGCCCUACAGCUACGGAUCGUAUCGGUUAUAUUAAAGAACUCGUCACAUGUUCAUACCUAAUGGCCAUUUACACUCCCCGUCUUUGCGACGAUGUUGCAUUUCUACCACCCAAGGAAAAUAAGGCACAUACAAUUACCUGCCACACUGUUGUCCCUGACAAGGACCUUGCUAAGAUGGUUGAGCUACAGGCAGCCGGAACCCAACUAGGUCCUGAAAGCCCGGAAGCAGAGACUGUGGAACCCCCUAAAAUAGUUGGUGGUAUCGUAUUAGGCGCCGGAAAGUGGAUUAAUAUCGAUUCGGAGCGUAUGCCGAUUCCUGAUGAUUUUAGCGAUGAAUUUUCUCAGCAAGACGAUGCCAUUGUAGAAAUAAUUGCACGAGCAAAGAGCAAGACAGAAGGAGGGCAGGUUGAGGUAGCAACAGAGGCUGAUUUGAAGAAGCUGGACCUAGAUCCUGAAAUGAUUGAGACUUUGAGGAAAGAAGUGCAGAAGCUGGCGAACGAAAAGGGGUGGAAAAUCGAGAUAAUCGAUGCGCCGGGCCAGACACGGAAAAUAUUGGGAAUAGUUGAUGGGAACGAUGAUGACGAAGAGGGAGCAGGCGAAAAGAACGAUGAUUUGUCUAACAAAGAUGAACUAUGA
This is a messenger RNA of Blumeria graminis f. sp. triticale, 1416 nucleotides long. The record is from the annotation of a GenBank genome assembly. Lineage: Eukaryota; Fungi; Ascomycota; Leotiomycetes; Helotiales; Erysiphaceae.